Thlaspi arvense is the source of this 658-nucleotide messenger RNA. Lineage: Eukaryota; Viridiplantae; Streptophyta; Magnoliopsida; Brassicales; Brassicaceae. The record is from the annotation of a GenBank genome assembly.
AAUUAUCAAGAGGAAAAUAAAUAAAUAAUACUUAUAAACCACCACCAACAAAAAAAAAACAACAACCUGUCAACCUUUAUUUGGGUCAUCGCAAGAGUGCCUACCUUGAAUCCACAAAGAAACCGUUCACAAAAUGAAAAUUGUAUACAUGGCCGUGUUGGGUACAGCUCAAACGUUGCCUACGCAACCUAUCCCUGGACAGGACCAAUCAGAUUGUUUGUCAUCGCUUGAAGUGAUUCCCGACUGUAUCCCUGAAAUUUUCCGAUCGAUAAUAAAUGGAGAAAUCGGGAAUGUUGGUCCCUCUUGCUGCCGUGCCUUUCUGGGUCUCGAUGCCGAUUGUGUCACUCAGACGUUUGUCUUCGCUCCCUUUUUCCCUCCGACUCUAGCGAAUCAUUGUUCCCGACGAUAAUAGCCUCAUGCAUAUACCUUUGGUGUCUUUGUUUAACGGACUCUAUUAUUCUACAUGUUUUAGGUCAUUAAAAUAUGCUAAUAAUUACUGUUAUGUUUCUGCGUCACUAAACAACUCUCUCACUACUAGAGAUCAAUGUUAACUUAUAUAUAAAAUUCACUCUGGCCAUCUUUAUGAUUAUCCAUAUAUAUUAUUACCAUUUAUAUAACCGUCUUGCGGGAUAAUUAUGUAUAAGAAAAAGAACGUCCG